Anolis carolinensis (green anole) is the source of this 2828-nucleotide messenger RNA. Its product is annotated as stromelysin-1. Gene Ontology annotation, cellular component: extracellular matrix. The record is from RefSeq and is a predicted model, not a curated record. Gene Ontology annotation, biological process: proteolysis; extracellular matrix organization; collagen catabolic process. The transcript is spliced from 10 exons. Lineage: Eukaryota; Metazoa; Chordata; Lepidosauria; Squamata; Anolidae. The coding region runs from base 1178 to 2590 and encodes 470 amino acids. Gene Ontology annotation, molecular function: metalloendopeptidase activity; zinc ion binding.
ACACAACUUUGCCUAUGUCUAUGUAAAAAUACACCCAUUACAUAACAGGAAGAUUUUAACUUAGUAUGUGUAAGAUUUUUGCUCACUAACAAGAUUUUGGUUGCCAAUACAUAUUGUAUAAUAUGGGACAACCCUGUAUCCACAGGAGUUAUGUUUGAAGACCUGUGGAUACCUUAAACCAUGAAUAACAGUGAACUGUAUGUUUUGAUACUUGGGUUGAAAGUAUAAUAUAGAAGUUCACUAAAGGACCCAAAAAGCUGAAAAACACUUCAGUGGAUAUUUGUUUGGAGCAUUAGUAAGUAAAAUUAUGUCUGUGAAUAUGGGGGCUGUACUGUACUUUAAAUAUGUGUGGUUAGGAUUAGGGUUAUGGUUACAUUGUCUCUUCUGUAUGUAUAGUUAGCUAUUCACAUUUGCACGUUUGACUCUUGCAAAUUUGAAUUAUUUACAGAUUUGAUUAAAAUAUUCUGUCUAUGAAUUUCUAAGUCUCCAUUGUGAUUCUAUGUUCAACUUAUGCUGGAAGUUGACCAUAGAAUUGCACUGAAGAACACAGAGAUUCCAAGAAAGAAAUUUUUAAUCAAAUCCAGAAAUAAUCACAUCAACAGAAGUUGCGCCCAUAGAGUGCUACUGAAGGAUCUAGAGAAGAGAAAUAUUCUCCCAGGUUAAAAAGGCAGGUUUUUUAUUCAUGCUUUUCCUCACUUUUUUUAGUGACUCUGUGCUCCUCUAACCUCAAUGAGUGUUGAGGGCUGACUGUACUAUAAAAUUUAUAUAAUGUGAAAUUUAUAUCAAGUGAAAAUCAAUGUAAUGGCCAAACCCCUAAAGGCAACAUUAUGACUGGGGUGAAGGUGUUAUUCUUUGUGUUUGUUGGAAGAGGAAUCAUCUCAUCCCUUUCACUGAAAAAGCUCCCCUUUUUAAAUCUGGCACCUUACUCAGGAAUUGCCUAAUCAGGGAUUUUUAAUUUAGCAGCCUGUGUUUGUCAUUUGUCAUUCGGCUAAAGGGAUAAUUUUCUGUGUUUUACAGAUCAGCGGAUGUUAUAAUGCUCUGAGUCAUGUUUCUGUUGAUUUUAUAAAACAAACAAGGAGUAUAUAUAGAAGGCUACUUAGAAACUCUUGAACAGAUCCAUUGGCACAGGCUGUGGAGUUCUUGGAGUUGGCAACUGGGAUCCAGAGUGAAAGCCAAAAUGAAAUGCUUUCUGCUGAUGAUUGCACUCUAUGGAGCACUGUCUUCUGCUCUACCCUUAAACCAAGAAAUUGAGGAAGUUUCAGAAAAUGACAUGGAGCUUGCCAAGAAAUACAUGCAAAACUACUAUCCCGAAUCGGAGUCAACACCUGUUUUGAGAAGUAAAAAAGGCGUUGAUAAGGAAAAAAUAAAACAAAUGCAGAACUUUUUGGGUCUGAAGGUAACAGGGAAACUGGAUUCAAGCACUCUGGAAGCAAUGAAGAAACCCAGAUGUGGGGUUCCUGAUAUAGCAGAAUACCGUACCUUCCCAAUGUCUCCAAAAUGGGAAAAGAAAGACCUGACAUAUAGUAUUCAAAACUAUACACCAGACAUGGAGCGUGCUGAUGUAGACAAUGCAAUUGAGAGAGCCUGGAAAAUGUGGAGUGAUGUAACCCCAUUAACCUUCACAAGAGUUUAUGACGGCUCUGCAGAUAUAGAAAUUUCAUUUGCUUCUGGAAAUCAUGGUGACUAUAUUCCCUUUGAUGGACAAGGUGGGCAGCUGGCUCAUGCAUAUUCUCCAGCUUAUGGUGGAAAUGCCCAUUUUGAUGAGGAUGAAACCUGGAUGACAUCUUCAACAGGAAUCAACCUUUUUAUUGUUGCUGCCCAUGAGUUCGGUCAUUCUCUGGGUCUUUAUCAUUCCAGGGAGUUGGAUGCUCUGAUGUUUCCGACUUACCAGUUUGGGGACCCCCAAACAUUAAAGCUUCAUAGAGAUGACAUUGAAGGCAUCCAGCAUCUGUAUGGGCCCCCUGAAGAAGACAACAGUGAGCCAGAAAACCCUACAGAAAAUAAUGAAAAAUUGUUAGCAGAUUCCUGUGAUCCUAAUCUGGCUUUUGAUGCUGUUGUUAGUCUCCGAGGAGAAACCAUCUUCUUUAAAAACAGUUUUUUCUGGCGAAAAAAUCCACUGAGAAGAGAGGUUGAGAAAGAUCCCAUUUCUGCUUUCUGGCCAACUUUGAACCACGGCAUAGAUGCUGCUUAUGAAGAUGAAGACAAUGACACAGUCUUUCUAUUUAAAGGACAUAAGUAUUGGGCUACCAAGGGAAACAUUAUUCAGCCAGGUUUUCCAAAGAACAUCCACAGCCUGGGUUUCCCCAAAACUGUGAAGAGAAUUGAUGCAGCUUUUUAUGACAGAAACUCAAAGAAAACAUACUUCUUUUCUGGCAGCAAUUACUGGAGAUAUGACAAAACCAGGAAUUCCAUGGAGAACCCAAGGAAGAUUACAACUGAAUUCCAUGAAGUUGGUCCUGAAGUGGAUGCUGCUUUUCUGCAUAAUGGACGCAUCUAUUUAUUCCGUGGCUCACUGCAAUAUGAAUAUGACAGCAGAAACAAACAAUUUCUUGGCAGAAAGAAGAGCAAUAGCUGGUUUGACUGCCAGUAAUGUUUGGGCAAGAAAGAGAGAGAAGUCACUGAAAACAAUGGGUUCCCUUUUUCCUCCAUACACCAAGCGCUGUCAUGUUGGUUGUUCUUCCGUUCUAGUAUUUAUGAAUCAAAGAAAAACAUGCAGGCACUACUUCUCAAUAAGAUAGAAUGACCAUAUAUAUAUAUAUAUAUAUAUAUAUAUAUAUAUAUAUAUAUGAUAUAAAUUGUUACCUCAGACUAUUUAUUCAUUUUUAUGA